UAGGAAGGGGGGGAGUGGCAGGAGAUCCGCCCUCCCCCUCCCUGCAAACAAGAAUCCCCAAUUCUUUUGUGGGCAGGUCUCAGGUUCGAUCCCCGGUAGCGGCACGGAAAGAGACCCACCCACAGCCCCCACCUCUGGAAAAACUACUCCUGGAUCUGAAGCAACAGAGAAGGCAUUCAGAAUUCUGAGAGGCUAUCUGCAAUUUCACUGGGAAUAAUGAAGAGAACAUUAAAAUGUGUGUAAUAUGCUUCAGCCAGUGUAUACACUUAGUUAACAUCAAUGAACUCACCCAGUAGACAAAACAUUUGAAACUAUGGAGAGUGGAAAGAGCUUGAACUGGAUUGAAACUCCUAAGAAACAUCAACAAACUCGCACAGGAGAGAAGUCAUUUAAAUGUAUGCAGUGUGGAAAGAGCUUCAGUAUAAAGAGAAGCCUUACAAUACAUCAACGAACUCACACAGGGGAGAAACCAUUUAAAUGUAUGGAGUGUGGAAAGAGCUUCAGUAUAAAUAGAAGCCUUACAAUACAUCAACGAACUCACACAGGGGAGAAACCAUUUAAAUGUAUAGAGUGUGGAAAGAGCUUCAGUCAGAGUGGACACUAUAAAAUACAUCAGCGAAUUCACACAGGGGAGAAACCAUUUAAAUGUUUGGAGUGUGGAAAGAGCUUCAGUCAGAGUGGACACUAUAAAAUACAUCAGCGAACUCACACAGGGGAGAAAUCGUUUAAAUGUUUGGAGUGUGGAAAGAGCUUCAGUCAGAGUGGACACUAUAAAAUACAUCAUCGAACUCACACAGGGGAGAAAUCGUUUAAAUGUAUGGAGUGUGGAAAGAGCUUUGGUCAUAGCGUAACCCUUAGAAUACAUCAACGAACUCACACAGGGGAGAAACCAUUUAAAUGUUUGCACUGUGGAAAGAGCUUCAUUAUAAAGGGAAAACUUACAAUACAUCAACGCACUCACACAGGGGAGAAACCAUAUAAAUGUAUAGUGUGUGGAAAAAGCUUCACUUCAACCAAAAACCUUAGACUACACCAAAGACAUCACACAGGGGAAAAACCAUUUAAUUGUAUGGAGUGUGGAAAGAGCUUCAGUCAAAGUGGAUCCCUUAAAAUGCAUCAACGAAUUCACACAGGGGAGAAACCAUUUAAAUGUAUGGAGUGUGGAAAGAGCUUCCGUAAUGGUGGAACCCUUAGAAGCCAUCUACAGACUCACACAGGGGAGAAACCAUUUAAGUGUAUGGAAUGUGGAAAGAGCUUUUCUCAUAGUGUAGCCCUUAGAGUACAUCAACGAACUCACACAGGGGAGAAACCAUUUAAAUGUAUGGAUUGUGGAAAAAGCUUCAGUGAAUGCGGUAAGCUUAGACUACAUCAACGAACUCAUACAGGGGAGAAACCCUUUAAAUGUAUGGAGUGUGGAAAGAGCUUCAGUGAUAAUGGGAACCUCAAAAGCCAUCAGCGAACUCAUACAGGGGAGAAACCAUUUCAAUGUAUGGAUUGUGGAAAAAGCUUCAGUCAAAGUGGAUACUAUAAAAUACAUCGACGAACUCAUACAGGGGAGAAACCCUUUAAAUGCAAGAAGUGUGGAAAGAGCUUCCAUCAUAGUGGACAUUUUAAACUACAUCAACGAACUCAUACAGGGGAGAAACCAUUUAAAUGUAUGGAGUGUGGAAAGAGCUAUAGUCAAAGUACACAUUUAAAAAUACAUCAGCGAACUCAUACAGGGGAGAAACCAUUUAAAUGUAUGGAGUGUGGAAAGAGCUUCAUUGAUAGUGGGUACCUCAGAACCCAUCAGCGAACUCAUACAGGGGAGAAACCAUUUAAAUGUAUGGAGUGUGGAAAGAGCUUCAGUCAAAGUGGAAGCCUUAGCGUACACAAAAGAACUCACACAGGGGAGAAGCCAUUUAAAUGAAUGGAGUGUGGAAAGAGCUUCAGUCGGGACAUUUUAAAAUACAUCAAUGAACUCAUUUAUAGAGUGCUGGAAGAGCGGCAGUUGAUUUGGACAUUUUAAGAUACAUCAACGAACACACUCAUGGGGGGAGGAACUUAAAUGUGUGGGUUGUGUUUGCAAAGAGCUUCCCUAAGAGUGGAGCACUUAGAAAACAGCAGUGGAUUCACACGGGGAGAAACCAUUUAAAUUUAUGGAGAAUGAAAAGAACUUCAGUCAGAGUGAAAACAUCUGAAGAAUAGUGAACUCACAUGUGAAGAAACCAUUUAAAUGCAUGGAGUGUGGAAGGAGCUUCAGUUGGAGUGGAGAUCCUUAUAUACAUCAGCCGUUAAAUGCAUAGAGUAUAUCUGAAGUUCUGGUGUCUGCAUGUAAAGUUGUACCCAUGUAUUAAAGUAAUGAAGGUAAUGUCUCACAAUAGUAAAUGCAAUAUAAUAGGUCAUGAACUGCUUGCAGUUUGUGGAGAACAUGAAUCUGCAAUGCUGGUGGGAACGUUGAUGCUCUUUUAGUUGGCUGAAGUUUGGUCUUCAGUUGAGAGAGUUGGAAAUGUUGGUGUUUUUGGGUUGCUAAUAGAGCAUUGUGGAAAUUAGAGGGUGAAAGUUGUGAUGCUUUGGAAGCAGGGAUGGUUAAAUUAGUAGUAUACGAACAACCGUAUAACACCUAUUGUUGUAAUUACACUAAAUGAACAAAUAAGACACAGAAAGAGUGAAGUAAUCUUAUGUACAUAAAGUAAUGUUGAAACCCCUGUAUAGUUUUUGUUAUUGAUAAUUGUGCUACAACUCCUCCUCAUUCUUGCUUAUUUGAAGGACUCAAUGUGCAGUUAAAACAUUAUCUCCUGUGGCUUCAGGAAUAAAGGAUUAAAUAAAGCUUUGAGCCCCAGGCCCUCCUCUCUGUGGCUGGGCUGCACACCUGUGCCUCAGGAGUUCUGAGACUGUCAUGGUCAGAGCCACUCAAGUAGCAGCUCGAGGCAGGCAGGGUGAUGGUGGUGGACACGAAUUUCUCUUUCCCCUUGGAUCAUGUUGGGCUAGAGGCUGUUAGUUAACCCAUUUAACAAGUAAACAAUAGAUUUCAUAUAAUUUAGCACUGAAUGAAAUGUAUGUAUUUUUGUAAUACAGUGGUACCUCUGGUUGCGUACUUAAUUUGUUCAGGAGGUCUGUUCUUAACCUGAAACUGUUCUUAACUUGAAGCACCACCUUAGGUAAUGGGGUCUCCUGCUGCUGCUGCACCACUGCCACGCAAUUUCUGUUCUCAUCCUGAAGCAAAGUUCUUAACCCGAGGUAAUAUUUCUGUGUUAGUGGAGUCUGUAACCUGAAGCGUAUGUAACCUGAAGCGUAUGUAACCUGAGGUACCACUGUAUCUGCAACUACUCUCUGUGAUGGACUCUAUGUAAUGUAAGAAUUUUUAUGCUAUGUGGACUUCUGAACUCCCAACUCCCAUACCCUUAUCAUUCUAACAACGGUUUAAAUCGUUUUAGAAAUAGCACUUUUAUGUGACCGACUGUUCUCACCUUGAGUUUUCCAGGCAUAGGAAGCUAUGGGAAUGGAAUGCUAAGGAUUGGUAGGUGGACAAAAAGUGAGUGAAAUAUAAAUCCUAAGAUUCCAAGACACCUGGACACCCAAGAUAACAGACAGAAAAAGAGUUUUAGCUCCCUGACCUGUGACCUUCCCUUUCAUGUAUAACUUCUAUGAGCUAAUGCCUGUACAUUUCUUUCAAAACUGUUUUAAAAUGAACUCCUGACUUGGAGUCACUGACACUAUUGCAAUAGCUUAUCUCAAAAUAAACUGGGUCCCUUCCGGAUGUUGAGUUUUUCUA
Messenger RNA from Podarcis raffonei (Aeolian wall lizard), 3754 nucleotides. RefSeq names its product zinc finger protein 709-like. The record is from RefSeq and is a predicted model, not a curated record. Lineage: Eukaryota; Metazoa; Chordata; Lepidosauria; Squamata; Lacertidae. Gene Ontology annotation, biological process: regulation of transcription by RNA polymerase II. The coding region runs from base 314 to 1909 and encodes 531 amino acids. The transcript has 2 exons. Gene Ontology annotation, cellular component: nucleus. Gene Ontology annotation, molecular function: RNA polymerase II transcription regulatory region sequence-specific DNA binding; DNA-binding transcription factor activity, RNA polymerase II-specific.